AUGACGGACCCCGAUACGACGCCGUAUGUAGCUGUAGAAAAGGAUGCUUCUACACUUUACUUCUUUCUCAGAUUGAGAGAUGUCAGUCUGACAAAUAUGAAAUAUCUGGGCACAACUACUAGUAUUUUCUCUCAUAACUCCCGGCAAAUAGCAGUGGUGAUGGGACAAUCAUCAUCACCAUCACCACCACCAGUGCGUCACUCCAACUUUUCUCAUUCUUCCCCAAAGCCAUUGUCCAGGUGGUGGCCAUGUAAAGGAACGGUUAACUGCUGUUUGGACAACGGUUUUGUGCGAAAAGCGGAGUUGAGACAAGUAUUGUCUGGUGUUGGUGCAUCGAUUAUCAUUCUCUCACAAACUAACCUGGCUGUUGCAGCAGAUCUAUGUCAGAGUAACAGUAUAUAUCAGCUGGCCAGUGCUAUAGACAAUUAUCCAUCUCUACCGGUAGAAAAGAAUGAAAAUGUUGGGAAUAUGAUGAUGAUGAGAGGUAUGACGGCGAAGAACUUUGACCCCGUCAGAUACUCUGGAAGGUGGUAUGAAGUCGCUUCACUUAAACGUGGAUUUGCCGGACAAGGUCAAGAAGAUUGCCAUUGCACCCAGGGCGUUUAUACACUUGAUACGAAAACUCCAGCCAUUCAGGUUGAUACCUUCUGUGUCCAUGGAGGACCUGAUGGCUAUAUAACAGGUAUAAGGGGAAGGGUUCAAUGUCUUUCUGAGGAAGAUUUGGAGCAAAAAGAAACUGACCUAGAAAGGAGGGAAAUGAUCAGGGAGAAGUGUUAUCUUCGAUUUCCUACGCUCCCAUUCAUUCCUAAGGAGCCCUAUGAUGUGAUUGCCACUGAUUAUGACAAUUUCGCACUAGUUUCCGGGGCCAAAGAUACAAGUUUUGUUCAGAUCUACUCAAGGACACCUAACCCAGGUCCAGAAUUCAUCGAGAAGUACAAAGCAUACUUGGGAAACCUGGGUUAUGAUGCAACCAAAAUCAAGGACACUCCACAGGAUUGUGAAGUGAUUUCUAACAGUAAGCUUGCAGCCAUGAUGUCGAUGCAGGGGAUGCAGCAAGCUCUAACCAACCAAUUUCCUGAUUUAGAAUUGAAUGCUCCUAUAGCAUUUAACCCAUUUACAAAUGUAUUUGACACUCUUAAAAAGCUUAUUCAGCUUUAUUUCAAGUAG
This is a messenger RNA of Oldenlandia corymbosa var. corymbosa, 1167 nucleotides long. Lineage: Eukaryota; Viridiplantae; Streptophyta; Magnoliopsida; Gentianales; Rubiaceae. The record is from the annotation of a GenBank genome assembly.